This is a messenger RNA of Myotis davidii, 954 nucleotides long. It is a transcript of the gene NAA11, whose product is annotated as N(alpha)-acetyltransferase 11, NatA catalytic subunit. Gene Ontology annotation, cellular component: NatA complex. Gene Ontology annotation, biological process: N-terminal peptidyl-glutamic acid acetylation. The record is from RefSeq and is a predicted model, not a curated record. Lineage: Eukaryota; Metazoa; Chordata; Mammalia; Chiroptera; Vespertilionidae. Bases 256 to 948 code for a protein of 230 amino acids. The transcript has a single exon. Gene Ontology annotation, molecular function: protein N-terminal-serine acetyltransferase activity; protein-N-terminal-glutamate acetyltransferase activity.
UGGCAGACUCCCGGAAGUGGGUUCUUAACACCACCUCUUCCACUUCCGGGCACUCCACCUUCCCGCCUUCCUGCCUCCGGGAUCGUGCUGCCUUCCCGCCUAGCCUUCGGACCCCUCCGCCUUCCUGCCUCCGCCGUCCAGCCUCGUGGCCUGGGCCCCUGGACGGAAGCCGCAGGGUAAACCUCGCCCCGGGUGCCAGGAGAUCGCCUCCCCACGGACCCCGCCCGCGGCUGUCUUCGCUCUACCGCCGCCAUCAUGAACAUCCGCAAUGCUGUGCCGCAGGACCUGAUGAACAUGCAGCACUGCAACCUCCUCUGCCUGCCCGAGAACUACCAGAUGAAAUACUACUUCUACCAUGGGCUGUCCUGGCCGCAGCUCUCAUACAUUGCUGAGGACGAGGAUAGGAAGAUCGUGGGCUACAUCCUGGCCAAGAUGGAGGAGGACUCCGACGAUCCCCCGCAUGGCCACAUCACCUCCCUGGCAGUGAAGCGCUCACACCGGCGCCUUGGCCUGGCCCAGAAGUUGAUGGACCAGGCCUCCCGGGCCAUGAUUGAGAACUUCGGCGCCAAGUACGUCUCCCUGCACGUCCGGAAGAGUAACCGGGCCGCCCUGCGCCUGUACUCGGACACCCUCAACUUCCAGGUGAGUGAGGUGGAACCCAAAUACUACGCGGACGGCGAAGACGCUUAUGCCAUGAAGCGGGACCUCUCGCAGAUGGCCGAGGAGCUGAGGCGGCCGCUGGAGCUGAAGAAGGGCCGGUCUGCGGAGCUGGGCCCCAGGGAGAUCCAGGCGACCCCCGAGAGCACGCUUCCGGGAUCGGAGCUGCCCCGUCUGCAGAGGAAGAAGCCGGCCACGGGCAGCUGUGGCAGUGACAGCAGGGAGUCCAGCGAGUCCACCGACAGCCCCGGUGCCCAGGACAGCCCCGAAGACUCGGACUCCACCUCCUAGGCCCUG